Molecule: messenger RNA, 1617 nt
Organism: Frankliniella occidentalis (western flower thrips)
Lineage: Eukaryota; Metazoa; Arthropoda; Insecta; Thysanoptera; Thripidae
Product: cytochrome c oxidase assembly protein COX15 homolog
Exons: 10
Coding region: 183-1475 (430 amino acids)
Biological process (GO): heme A biosynthetic process
Cellular component (GO): mitochondrial inner membrane
Molecular function (GO): oxidoreductase activity, acting on NAD(P)H, heme protein as acceptor
Source: RefSeq, a predicted model, not a curated record
GAGAAUUUUAUUUGUUGCAGUUUGUUUAGGUUUUGGUUUGCAUCACUUUGCCAGCAGAAGAGAAAUAGGGCUAGUUAUCGUUGGUCUUUGGAACGCUUUGGAGUCAACUAUUAAUGUUCGAAUUGCCCUUGAAGACAGACAUCAUUGUUUUAAAGAAGUAACUUGAACAGAAUUCUACCAGGAUGCUGAGUCUCAUUGCCAGAAACACUUGCCAGCUAGCAAGAAGUAGCUAUUUUAAAAAUACUUCUCAUUUCAACUACCAAACUCCAGUAUUUUCAGUUCUAAGAAGUCCAAUUAGAAAUUUCUCCCAUAAACAACUAGUAGCUCAUGUUAAAAAGUUUACACACCCUAUUCGACAGAACAGCUCUGCUUCAGUACAAGUGAAUGCCAUCCCACAAAAUGCUGAUAAAGCAGUUGGACUCUGGCUCCUUGGUUGUAGUGGGAUGGUUUUUGUUGCCGUUAUAUUAGGUGGAGUCACAAGAUUAACAGAAUCGGGAUUGUCCAUGGUUACAUGGCGUCUUCUUGGAGAGAAGAUGCCAUGGACUGAUGAGGAGUGGAAUGUUGAAUUCGCUAAGUAUCAACAAUAUCCGGAAUUCAUGUUUAAAAAUCAAGAAAUGACAGUAUCAGAGUUUAAAAGGAUAUGGUGGAUGGAAUUUGCCCACAGACAAUGGGGCAGACUUAUUGGCACAGCAUUCGCCAUUCCAGCUCUAGCUUUUUGGGCUAAAGGUUAUUUGAAUUCUGCCACAAAGAGACGUGUUCUGGCAUUUGGUACCUUAAUUGGUUGUCAGGGUCUGAUGGGAUGGUACAUGGUCAAGUCUGGACUAAAGAAUAAUUUCGAUGAUCCCAAUGAUGUGCCGAGGGUCUCACAGUACCGCCUGGCCUCCCACUUGGGCCUGGCCUUUGGCCUGUACACACUGCUCCUUUGGUCAGCCCUUGACAAGCUCCUUCCCGCUCAGCCCUUCCCUGCUGCUGCGUUGAGUGACGUCAGUGCUGUGAAGCGAGCUCGACUAAUUCGCCGUUUGGCUUUCACUUCGAAAGCUCUGGUGUUCAUCACGGCACUAUCAGGAGCUUUUGUUGCUGGCUUGGAUGCAGGGCUGGUCUAUAACACCUACCCUAUGAUGGCUGACAAAUGGAUUCCGUGUGACUUGCUUGCCUUCUCGCCAACUCUGAGAAACUUUUUUGAAAACCCUACAACUGUACAGUUUGAUCAUCGAAAAUUGGGAGAGACAACUUUUGCCGUCAUAACAUCUCUAUUUCUACUGUCGAGAAAAGCAAAACUACCGCCAAGGGCGCAUACUGCCCUCAAAGCAUUGGCAGCCAUGGCGUGGGUUCAGGUCGGUCUUGGUAUAACAACUCUAUUGACUUACGUACCAGUGCCACUGGCAGCAUCACAUCAGUCGGGUUCACUAGUAUUGCUUUCAUUCGCUAUCUGGUUAACUCAUGAGUUAAAGCUAUUAAAGUAUCUACCUAAGUAAGAUAAAAUGUUAGUGAUAUAAUGAAGUGAUCUCAAGAUAAUACGGCAUUUAGCAUUGUACAUAAAGUGGGAGUAUUCUACAAAUUCUCGUCCCACUUCACAAAUGUAUUGGAUGAAUAAAAACUGCAUGGAGAGCCAUGAAA